GCAUUUGAAAAUAGACCGACACUGGCAGCUGCCCCUAAUGGCAACACUGGUCGGGCAGCAUAAAAAAUAUAUUCAAAAGUAAGACCGUUUAAAAUUGUCAAUUUAAUUUGAAAAAAUUAUGUAUUCGGAUGAGGUGAGGACACCGCAGGCCUUAAAGAGUCGCUGCUUUGUAAAUUUAACGCAACUAAAAGCCCGAGUCCGAAAGAGCAGCGGCAGUGCCAGUAACACAGCGACGCCAACUAAUGGCGGCAAUCACAAGAGUCCCCAAAUGUCCUCAUCGUCGACAACAGCAUUGGUAUGCACGCCGCCACCCAAGCGUCUGCAGAAGGUGAGGAAUCCCUUUGAAACAGCAUUGGCCGAACGUCUACAUUUGCCAUUGAUUGCUAGCCCCUCGCUGUUUCGGUCGCGUACCCCCCAACUGUCGUCCACACAAUUUGAGUGGAAUAUUGAUGAGGUUUCACAGCUUAAACCCGCUGAUGUAGAGCCGCACGAAACCCAAUUCCAUGAUUCGCCCGAUGCUGAACAGGAAUCGAAGGCACAAUUGGCCAUAUCGGCAUUUUUCAAAGAGUCUUAUAUAGUUCCCAGUCCGGUGGAUUGUCCGUUGCGCAAGCACCGCAUCAUACUGGAGGACAAUACUCCCAUAUCCAAUAAAAGCAAUUCAAAUGCAACACGUCGACGACGGGAUUGCGAGUCCCAAACCAUUCUAUCACUACCGCCUGUGUUACCCAAGGCAUUGGAAGAGGCAUUAAAACCAUAUUUCCAGCCUCAUUUAGCUGGCGGCAUAAAAAAAGAUCGUUCGAGCGAUCCAUUUAAUAGUUCCAUGAGGAGAAAACUGUUUGAUAUGCAUAAUGUUGUUGUAUUAGAAUGCGAACAGGAGCCACCACCACCGCCGCAGAUGGUGGGUUCGAGUCCGCAAAUUAAGCAAAAGACUUUGUUUGCUGGCAGGCUGUCCGAUUCAACUUCUGGCGAGGGGGAGAGCAGCAUCUUUGGCUGCCUCUCUCCUAUAAGAAAUUCAUGUGGCUUACCACCUGGCACUCCAGAUAAUGGUAUUGGUAUAAGCAAGCGCAAGCUUAAUCUACCCGAACUGGAGUUACCUUCACCUAUAGCGCCUUCAGAGCAUUUAAGCCGUCGGCUUAUCUACUCCAAAGUAUUGGAAGUAAAUGAGAUGAGUGUCGAAGAGCAGCAUCAGCAAAAUGAAACACUGUCCGAACACAAAUUUACACCCGAUCGCAGCUCUUCGCCUAUGAUGCAGUCUUUGGAGCAUUCCGAUUGUAGUAUUUAUCAGCGAGUUCGACGUUUACGUGUAAAUAGCUCCAAACAAUUGUCCGAUAAAGAAAUACAUCUAUUUGAUGAAAACGAAGAAGAAUUACAAGAGACUACAACUAAUGAUAUUGAAGAAGCUGAAGAGGAGGAAGAAGACGAGGAAGCAGAGGCCAUGGAACUAUCUCAGCUAAGUUUCAAUUGCAGUUCAUCCAAUUCGGAUACACCCAGAGGACAUCGACGACGGCGUUCAGCGAAUCGUAAGAACCUAUCACAGUCAUUUAGUACCCAAUUAGAGCAAGAAGAUCAGGAGGAUGUGGAGGAGGAAGUAAUUCAACAGAACAAAGAUGAUAUUGCGUCUACCUCUGCGUCGGUAGCUUUAGCACCCCAGCCUCGCGUUACCUUUUAUCGCACGGAUAGCGGCUUCAAUGAAAUAUCAUCAUCUUGUCUAUCUCAAGAGUUGCCAUUAGAUGUUUCAAUGGCUGUUUGUUGUUCAACACCCUCAACAAGAUCCUGACAUAACAAUUUUGGCCUGUUUAAACUAGUUUAUUCAGUCAUACACACAUACUACACAUAUAGCCAUAUAUAUUUAAACAUAUAUCGAUGAUGCAAUAACAAUGACAUGUGUAAUCAUCAAGUGCCACGCCCACACGUAAUUUUAAACAAUCCUCACCCACCGAAUUUGAUCCUAAUUGUUUAGAAAAAUUUCCGUUAUGUGUUCGACUUGAUUUAUUUUUUGUUCUCUUAGUGAAUAUAGGUAUAUAUAUGUAUGUCCUUAUUUUUUUUAAAUAAAUGUUUCUCUUUUAUUCGUUUAAUGUCUCCCUUGUCAGCCAAAUUAACGUA
Molecule: messenger RNA, 2103 nt
Organism: Drosophila willistoni
Lineage: Eukaryota; Metazoa; Arthropoda; Insecta; Diptera; Drosophilidae
Gene: bora
Product: protein aurora borealis
Exons: 2
Coding region: 119-1777 (552 amino acids)
Biological process (GO): regulation of mitotic spindle organization; regulation of mitotic nuclear division; activation of protein kinase activity
Cellular component (GO): nucleus; cytoplasm
Molecular function (GO): protein kinase binding
Source: RefSeq, a predicted model, not a curated record